Molecule: messenger RNA, 2193 nt
Organism: Colletotrichum scovillei
Lineage: Eukaryota; Fungi; Ascomycota; Sordariomycetes; Glomerellales; Glomerellaceae
Exons: 2
Coding region: 1-2193 (730 amino acids)
Source: RefSeq, a predicted model, not a curated record
AUGAACCGACAGAACCCGGGACAGGGCCCGCUGAGCAUGGCUUCUCACUCUCGGAAGCGACCUGCUGCCGUCCUCUCCGAGAGUGAGGACGAUGAAGCGGGCCAGCGGACCACCAGCGCCUUCAAAAAGCGGGGGCAAGCCCCAGCAAAGGCGCCCACCAAACACAUGGUGACUACCAUCAGAUACUCUGAAGAGGCGGCCCACCAAGCCAUGAGAAAGGAGAUCAUCCACACCCCUGACCUCAGGGACACAUACAACAACAUCAUGCACACCGUCACGACUACUCGGCAGACAGAAGGCCUUCUGUUGGGUGCAAACACAUACCAUUCAACCACCAAGUCGGUCUUGAAGAACAAGGGCCAAGCAGAGAUUGUUGACCUCAUGCGCUACCUCAAAGCCGAGAUCUUCAUUCGCCUUGAUAACUGGCGUGCAAAGCCCCUGGCGGAUUGGUUCAACAUGGUUCACGACGCUCGUCUGGAAAGAAAGUUCAGAAACAAAUACUGGGCUGCCAAUCAGAAGGCCAAUAUGACCAGCAUUCCUUUCUUAUUCAGAAAGAUCAGGAAGCCCCUCAUCAACUCCAACCCCCAGCUUGCCGACGUGUAUUUUUUGGAAGCCAGAAAAAUCAUGCGCCGCUCUGUCUGGGUUCCUGGACCUCAACAUCCCAUCAUCCAGAGUGCCGUUGCCAUCAUGGUGCGAGCCGAUGAGGAUCCUAGCUUCAAGGAGACUCAACCGCUCAUUGUCCACGUCUGGAUCGCUUGGUGUCUUCUUCAAGACGACCCUUGCAUUGAGACGAGCUACCUCGCCACGAUGAUCCACGAUCGUGCCAACAAGAACUCUGAAAUUAGCACAUGCUUUGCUCACGAGUUUGCCGCCUUGCGCAGGGCCAAGACUGCACACUCCGACUACAGUGGGUACAGCAAAUGGCUGCAUAUGCAUGGAAGAUGCCACAUCAUUCCCUUUGAGGAGUUGAUCGCGAGAGAGAUCGUUGUGACAAUGGCUGGCGGAGUUCAGUAUCCUGCCACCAAUACCAGGCAGAGCGGAAAAGGCAACAACAAUCAAGGACAGGCAGGUGCGAGAACGUCACUCACUAAUCGGGAUCGGAGCCCGGAGGAGCUCUUUGAGUCUCGGGCUGUCUCUCGUCCCCAGCAGCAGGGCCGCGCCCAUGAAGAGACUCAAUCUACCACGAACAAUCAACAGUCGAGCCAGCAAAAGAGGAAGGCAGCUCAUGGAACUGAGGCAGCAAGUUCCGGCAGCCUCCAUGGAUCCACCUCUCGAGCUCAGCCCGGUGGUUUAAAAUCUUCUCUGCAAACCUCUUCAUCGUCAACCUCUUCUACUCCGACCUCCGCUAGAAUUCCUUCAUCUAGAAUCCCUUCCGCUCGAGUCUCUGCAGCCCAAAUUUCCCCAGCUCGAAACACUUCGGCUUCCGCUUCCACCGGUGCCGUAGCUCACAUCACCGCGACUCCCACUACGACUGCUCCAAUUCCGGCAACUCCCACCAAAGCAGCUCCUUCAACCGCGGACGCAGCUACCAUGACCAUGGCGGAUUCGAAUGCGGCUAAGCCAAUGACCGAGGCUGAUGUUGAGCGAAUCGUCCACGCGAUGCUGGAGUCUACCAAAUUGCUGAGAGCAGCGAGCCAGCCUAGCAACUCGCAGGCUGUCACCGCCGCAGACCUGAAGGACUCCGAGAGGAAGAUGUUUGCCGAUGUCAGCAAUUUGAUUCACGCCAAACGCGACGAGAGACUUGACGAGAUGCUGCCGCCUAUCAAGAGCGCCGUUGCGAAGAUGCAGAGCCACUUGGAGGCAAUAGAUGACGCCAUCCGCGAGAUUCAGAAGAAAAGUCUUGAAGAUGAGAAAAAGAGUCUUGGAGAUGAUGUCCGUGUUGAAGCCGUGGAGUUCCGAUUGGUGCGAGCCAAGAUGGACAUGGAGGUUACCAAGCAUCAGGUAUCCUCCCUCGAGAAGGCUGUGGCAGCUAAAAGAGCCGACAACAAGCAAGCCAUCAAGGAUCUCAAAGGCGACAUUCGCGUCGGUCGGUUCAAGCAGGAGGCCUUGGAAGAGGACCAGCAGAACAUUCGAGACGACAUGAAGACAAUUAUGGACGAUAUCCGAAGCAUCAAGGAGAAGCAGGAUGCUCACGAAAAGUCCCUGGCGGCUGCCAUGAACGAGCUGCGCGAGAAGACCGUCUCCACAUCCUAG